Cetraspora pellucida is the source of this 646-nucleotide messenger RNA. The record is from the annotation of a GenBank genome assembly. Lineage: Eukaryota; Fungi; Glomeromycota; Glomeromycetes; Diversisporales; Gigasporaceae.
UGGAGUUAUUUAUGAUCCACCUAUAGAAGUUUCCGGACACGCUUUUCAUCCUGAUCCUCGUGGUUCAGGCGCUAUAAUAGCUCCUGAUAUUACUGUAUACCCAAGUAAUGCGUUUGUCCCAAGACCACCUACUGAUUUAAGACCUCCUCUUGCCUUUAUACCUCCUAGCGAUAUAGAUGGAAAUCCUCAUGCACGAGUAAUUUGUGAGGUAGCUAUAGGCCAAAGUGUUGGUCAUUUGAGACAAAAGAGUUUUACCUGGAUGCAAGAACAAUACGUCCGUGCUGUCAUCAGUAUCAAGAUUUUAGAUCCAAGACGAGGUAUACGGGAACCUACAACAGGAUAUUUUUAUAGAUCAAUGAUAGUAUGUGCAAAACUUUAUCGUCAAGGAAUGCUAGUACAACGAUGGGAUUUUGGAAAUAUUAAAAAGCAUGCAAAGGAUCCUAACACGGAUCCUGCUGGUUGCACCGCAGAAAACUUACCAGCUUUUCAGAUAAAUAUUCCUAUAAAUGAAGUAUUUUGGGACCCUCCAUUUCCUAUUCCAUCUACAUAUGGUCCAAUAAUCCCUCCUACGGCAAACAUAGUUGGUACUAAUUUUAUUAUUGAUUUAUACCGAAUUCAGCGAGAAGCUCUAAAAUCUAAAAUGUGA